Messenger RNA from Penicillium bovifimosum, 276 nucleotides. RefSeq lists its product as uncharacterized. Gene Ontology annotation, biological process: mitochondrial unfolded protein response; apoptotic mitochondrial changes; protein refolding. The transcript has 3 exons. Gene Ontology annotation, molecular function: protein-folding chaperone binding; ATP-dependent protein folding chaperone. NCBI's taxonomy places the organism in Eukaryota, Fungi, Ascomycota, Eurotiomycetes, Eurotiales, Aspergillaceae. The record is from RefSeq and is a predicted model, not a curated record. The coding region runs from base 1 to 276 and encodes 91 amino acids. Gene Ontology annotation, cellular component: mitochondrial matrix; mitochondrial inner membrane.
AUGGACGGUUCUCCCAAGAUCACCAAGGACGGUGUGAGUGUCGCCAAGGCCAUUCAGCUCAAGGAGGGCAAGACUCUUGAGAACGAGCUGGAGGUCGGUGAUGGAGUAGGGGGAAGUGUAACCACGGUCGAAGGGCAUACCCUCGGUGACCCUAAGUCCCAGAAGGUCGAGUUCGAGAAGCCCCUGAUCCUGCUUUCCGAGAAGAAGAUCUCUGCCGUUCAGGACAUCCUCCUGCCCUUCUUGAGGCCUCCACCACUCUCCGCCGAUCUUCUCUGA